Gryllus bimaculatus (two-spotted cricket) is the source of this 4724-nucleotide messenger RNA. The record is from the annotation of a GenBank genome assembly. Lineage: Eukaryota; Metazoa; Arthropoda; Insecta; Orthoptera; Gryllidae.
GGAAGAACAUACAACGACUUAAAUCAGUACCCUGUUUUUCCAUGGGUUCUUACAAAUUAUGAAUCAAAAGAACUUGAUUUAAGUCUGCCAAGUAACUAUAGAGACCUUUCCAAGCCUAUUGGAGCUCUGAAUCCAAGUCGACGGGCAUAUUUUGAAGAACGAUAUAACUCUUGGGAGCAUGAGAGCAUUCCUCCAUUUCACUAUGGCACCCACUACUCAACAGCAGCAUUUGUUUUGAACUGGCUUAUUCGUGUGGAACCCCUCACAACCAUGUUCCUGGCUCUCCAAGGAGGCAAAUUUGAUCAUCCUAACAGGUUAUUUUCUUCUGUGGCAAUGUCUUGGAAGAAUUGUCAAAGGGACACAUCUGAUGUGAAGGAACUGAUUCCUGAAUUCUUCUUCUUACCUGAGAUGUUAGUUAAUGCUAAUCGAUACAAGCUUGGGCAACAAGAAGAUGGAACACAUGUUGGUGAUGUUGAACUACCACCAUGGGCAUCAUCUCCUGAAGAAUUUAUUAGAAUCAACAGAAUGGCUUUGGAAUCUGAAUUUGUGUCUUGUCAACUUCACCAGUGGAUUGACCUUAUUUUUGGCUACAAACAAAGAGGACCUGAAGCUGUUCGUGCAACAAAUGUGUUCUAUUACUUGACAUAUGAAGGGAGUGUAGAUAUGGACAAUAUUACAGAUAUUGUAAUGAAAGAGGCUAUUGAAAACCAAAUCCGUAACUUUGGCCAGACUCCUUCUCAGUUGUUGAUGGAGCCGCACCCUCCACGAAGCUCAGCUAUGCACUUGUCACCAAUGAUGUUCUCAAGCAUUCCAGAUGAUGUGUGCAUGACAAUGAAAUUUUUGUCUAAUUCUCCUAUUUGUCACAUCUCUGCCAACACAUAUCCUCAGUUGCCAUUACCAUCAGUUGUUACUGUCACGACAAAUCAGCAAUUUGCUCUGAAUCGAUGGAACAGCAGUUAUGCAGCUUCUGUCCAGUCUCCAAGUUAUGCAGAAGCACCACAGACACCAGCAGCUAACCUUCCUCUUUCAAUGGAUCCAGUUUUAUCUCAAACUAGCAACAGCUCGAAUCCAAUGCUUCGUCGCCAUCUGGGAGACAAUUUCAGUCAAAAGAUUCGAAUUCGUUCAAAUUGUUUUGUCACUACUGUUGAUAGUAAAUUCCUUGUUGCCUGUGGUUUUUGGGAUAACAGUUUUCGAGUCUUUUCCACUGAGACAGCCAAAAUUGUGCAGAUAGUAUUUGGACAUUACGGUGUUGUGACAUGCUUGUCACGUUCUGAGUGCAAUAUUACAUCUGAUUGUUACAUAGCCUCAGGUUCUGCAGAUUGCACUGUACUUUUAUGGCAUUGGAAUGCUCGUACACAAACUAUUGUUGGUGAAGGUGAGGUUCCCACCCCACGAGCAACUCUUACAGGUCAUGAGCAACCUGUCAGUAGUGUGGUUAUUUCAGCAGAAUUGGGAUUGGUUGUGUCAGGUUCACAAAAUGGUCCUGUUUUGGUACAUACUACAUUUGGUGACCUCUUAAGAUCUUUAGAGCCACCUUCUGGAUUUUUAUCACCAGAAAAUAUUGCCAUGUCACGUGAAGGAGUUAUUGUAGUCAAUUAUGAACGUGGUCAUAUUGCUGCCUUUACUGUCAAUGGGAAGAGGCUAAGACAUGAGUCCCAUAAUGAUAACCUUCAGUGCCUCUUAUUAAGUCGAGACGGUGAAUAUCUAAUGACAGGAGGUGAUAAAGGCAUUGUAGAAGUCUGGAGAACAUUCAACCUUGCUCUGUUGUAUGCAUUUCCUGCUUGUGACAGCAGUGUUCGCUCAAUUGCAUUGUCACAUGAUCAAAAAUUCCUUCUUGCAGGAUUAGCUACUGGUUCAAUUGUUGUAUUUCAUAUUGACUUCAACAGAUGGCAUCAUGAGUUCCAGCAAAGGUAUUGAACUCUUUGUGUUCCAAAAUGAAUGAAGAUACUGUUUUAGCAUUCCAUAAAGUUCUGAAAGAUGUUUCUGUUGAGUAGCAGUAUUCCACUGUUGAAUCAUCAUUGUAGCUUGAAAUCAAGGAAACUGAUGAAAUAGAUUUGUUGAAUUUCACAUACAUUCAAUGAGCACUUCAUUGAGUGUGAAACAUUCAUCAGGUUCUUUUUUUAAAACAUGUAUUUUAAAAUUGAGAAUAUUUUAUCUUUUGAAGAUUUAAGCAGUUGAUAUGGUGCAAUUUCACUUUACAAGAAAUAUUACAGUGCUAUUUUAUUGUUAUAGAAAAAUGAUUUAGCUUUUAGUCAUAAUGAAAUGUCUGGUUAUGUUGAAUCAGUGUAGAGUUGGAUUUAUCCUUAAAAGAAUUCUGUGCAUUUUGACACAGAAAAUGUAUUAUAUUAAGUUUAUUGUAUCCCUCUCCUGUGCAGUUGAAUGAUCUUAGUAACCUUAUAGAAACUAAAUCAUGAAACUGCUUCAGUCAAACUUAAUUGCAUUGUACUUAGUGAGCAAAUUUCUGUACUACACAUAAACUGGCAUCAAUAAUUUAGGUUUAUGUGCUGCUAUUUAUUGUAUUCAAAGUAUUGACAAAAAUGAGGCUGUUCAUAAUGAAUUUUCAAAUAGUAUAUUUUCCUUAAAAAUGUUAUAUUAUUUGAUUCAUAAAGUGUCUCUGAUGUAUACAGUAAAACCAAAUGCAAAAUUAAGUGCUUCAUUUAAUGGGGAAAAGAAAGGGGAAAAAGCCUAUUAAAUAAAUUUAAAUAGGUACAUGACAGUUCUGUUUGACAAGUUAAAUUAUUGCACCAGUCUGUGGAUACUAAUUUUCAAUUGUUUGCUGCUUUAUUGCAUUCUGGUUUUACUGUAUUUGCAAUGAAAUCAGGAACUGAGUACUUCACUAUCUGUACAUUCCAAAUGCUGUGAUUAUUUUGUACAAGUUGGGUCAGCAGAAUAGGCAUGAAACUAUUCAGCAUUUUCAAGCGAGCAAUUAAGCAGAUAUGUAACUAUUGUACUUAAUGAAAUAUUUGGAAAAAACGUUUUUGUUGUCAUUUAGCAAAAGUUUCAUUUGAUAUACAUAUAAUGGUAAUUAAUCAAAUUUGCAUAUUUUUGCUAAGAAUCCUCACUGUACCUUUCAAUUCCCAAUCCUAUUUAUUGAUUGAGUGAGUGACAGGCUCUUAGAUUACCAUCUCAAACUUAAAGAAGUCUAUGGAUGGUAGUCGUAUUUCCUAAUUUGUGCGAGUGUUUCAAACCUUCAAACCAAUUGAUCUAAUCUUUUAUACUCACCAUUAAAAAAUUAUUUUAUUUUAUCCGCUGUGAUUAGUGCAAAUUCAGACUAAACUUAGCACUUUUAUUGUGUAAUUUCAAAAAUUAAAUGUAGGUGUUGAAUGGCGGUAAAUUUCACCUUGGCAGUGAAUUGAACUUCAAUUUCUACAAAAAAAUGCAAUAUUUAUAAAGAUUUGAAACAUUUAUAACAUUCAGUUGAAGUUGCUCUUUUUACUAAAAGAGAUUGUUUGCUCAGAUAAAUAAAGAUAUAGCUCUAGACUUGUUACUUAGUCCACAGAAAUUUCUAUAUUAUAAUACUUAUAUCAGAUGUUUUCUGGGAUAUUUGUGGGAAUGGUUUGGAAAACCUAAUAAUGUAGUAAACCUAUGAUGUUCUGUAGAAUGAGCUAGACAUAGGUUUUUACUCAAGUGCAUACUAAUGGUAGAUAGCACUUCCAAGUGUGAACUUCUACAACUGAGAGGAAAAAUAUCAACUAAUUUGUCAUUUUUCAUUGAUCUUGACUUUUUUGUUUUUGUGGAUUAGCGGUGCUGCUGUCAGUAUAUUAAAGCAAAUUAAUACGAAUGAACAUUUCAAGUAUUGUUGCGAAGAAGAAAAAAGUACAAUAGGUGAAAUUUUCUCUCUGCAGUGAAUUACAUACCAAGUUUGACUGUUUAUACUGAUGCAAAAAUUUCUAGAAAUAUUUGUCCUGUUAACUGACAUGAAUGAAACCUUCUUUAUUGUAGGUUGCUUUCAUGUCCAUUGCUGUUCUAGUCAUGAUCGGAUGCACUCAGCUUGAUUUUUAAGUCAUUCCCUCCAGACUGAUAAGAAAUUAUGUACAUUAUAUAUUGUCCAUUUUACAUUGCAAAAACUUCUAAUUGUAAAUAAGGGACUGAAAGUUUCUAUUAUACGAUAGUGCAACUCAUUAGUUCUUUCCCACUUUAUUUUUUUUUAAUUAUAAUUUUAUAUGUGUAUGUUUGAUGUUGGCAAUAAUUAAGAAUGAAAUCCGGUCCAUAAUUGAUGAACUAAAGCAAAGGAGGAUUCAUUUUGACAUGGAUUUUUUAUGAUGGCCAGGACAUGCUUCCUGACAAGUUCAAGUUGAAAGCAUUCAAUGUAUUUUACAUUUGUUAGCUUCAGUAAAUAAAUGUGAAUGUGAAAUAUUUAAAAAUGAGGUGAAAAGUUUAUUUGAAGAACAUUGUCCUGAUAAAACUGACAACAACAUGAAGUAUUUGAAUGCUUUGAUAAACUAUCUGUGCAAUGUCUCAUAGAAGAGGUAAUAACUGGCCAACGACCUGUAUUUAACAAUAUUUGUAGUGUAUAAAUAAGAUUAAUAAAAAAUAUUGCUAUGGGGAUGGAACUGACUCUAUAUGAUUUCCCAAAACAAUUGUAUUCAGUAAGUUGAAUCUGUUGAUUUUACAUGUGUGUAUUGAGGGUCUGGUAAACUUGGUAUGUGAUUUGGUGCCAGAAGUGAAGAUAUUGGAAGAAAGCAGGUAAUCACUUGACUACAAAAUGAAGAUGGAUGCUUUUU